Bufo gargarizans (Asiatic toad) is the source of this 3252-nucleotide messenger RNA. Its product is annotated as SERTA domain-containing protein 2-like. Lineage: Eukaryota; Metazoa; Chordata; Amphibia; Anura; Bufonidae. Gene Ontology annotation, cellular component: nucleus. Gene Ontology annotation, molecular function: transcription regulator activity. The record is from RefSeq and is a predicted model, not a curated record. The coding region runs from base 214 to 1038 and encodes 274 amino acids. The transcript is spliced from 2 exons.
AUCCCUCGGAUGCGCACACUAGAGGGGUCCUCGGGGCGGGGGGCGCCAGCCGGCGGCGGCUUCGGGGGAGUUGUACGGCUAGAAUGUGACGGGAGCCGGUCCCCUGUGUCUAGAAGUUGUCGCCUCAUGCAGUAAAGGUGACACGGGGACUGGGAGAGCGGCAGACGGGGAAAACCGAGGAGGAAGUGUCCGCCGCCGCCGUGUGUGAGACCCAUGCUUGGUCGAGGACUUAAACGCAAAUUGAAUGAUCACGACGAGACCAUGACCGACUUCUCUUGUGCCUACGAUUGCCCUCGAACCAUGCCAUACAGUCAUCAAAGGCAACUGGUGCUCAACAUGUGCCUCAACAAACUGCAAAGCUAUAAAAUGCUGGCUGAACCUAACCUGCAUCGAUCCGUUCUCAUAGCCAAUACAGUACGUCAAAUUCAGGAGGAAACGAGGCAGGAGGCCAGCCAGCUGCCGGGAGUUAUGGGGGGCGAUCUCCCCGCCAACAUGUACCCAGGAAGCGAUUCCUUAGACACUUCGCUCAACUUACCUUUCGGAAUCGACGCAGACUUCACUAGAGAUUCCUGGCCCAACGAGAACCCGUUGGACAGUCUGAUGGAAGUUACAGACAACGACAUGUCUUCUGCCAUUUCCUCAAUCCUGAAGGAUCUCGAUUUUGUUGAGGACAUCAGCCCAAGUGCGGCCCAGAGCCCUGCCGUGGACGAACCCCCAAAACCCAUGGAGAGCGGAUCCAAAGGUGAAAAGCAGGAUCUAAGGGGAACAGAAUGUGUGUUCGGUUCUUUCGAACUGACCAGCUCCACCAGUUACUUAAAGGACUUGUCGGUGGAUGACAUUUUUGAUGACAUUGAUACUUCUAUGUACGACUCUGAUUUUAGCUUUUCCUCCUUGAUGUCACCAAGAAUGCAGCCCACGGUGGAGGAGCCCCUCAAGCUGUAUACAAUGUGCAAUAAUUCCUCAAACAGCAACUUGCAGGUCUGCAGGACAGAUUUGAAUGAUCUGGACCACAUCAUGGAGAUUCUAGUCGGGUCCUGACAUCCUAAUCGUUACUGAAGCCAGACCAAGUGGUCUUAAAGGGGAAAUGUAUUUGAACCAAGUUUGGAAACACAAGAAAGGGCAAUUUUCCCUUACAAAUGCACAAAUGAUCAGGAUACAAAGAUAUAGAUAUAAAUGCCUGUGGAAUCCCCAAACUGUCUAGCUACAGUAACUCAGUAUUAUGCAUAUUCUUAUAACCGGAGGCGACGUGAACGCUGAAGAAAACCAAUAUUUUUGUAAUAACGACCAUAUUUAUAAACCUUUUUGGGAUAGUAGUAACCUACUAGAGCCAACGCCAGAUGUCACUUCUUGUACAUAGCGGACACUACCUCUUUAAGACGAAGUGCAAAACCUUCUUGUGUGCUUUAUGGGUUGUUUUUUUUACGUUUAGCGUUCUUUUCUUUCAAUCUCUCUCUCUAUUGAUAUCGUACAUUUUAGAUUAUUUUGUUAAUUUAUAAAUUGUAAUCGGAUUGAUUUAGUUUGUGGUUCUACUGGUGAUGACGUGUACCGUGUGGUCGGUACUCUGCGUGCGAGCCAUGGGGAUCAAAACCAAUAGGUCUGCCUAAUUGGCCUAUUGAAAUGCUUGGAACUAGUGACGUCAAUGAGGAAUUAUAGGAGUUACUUUUCCCAGAAUCUGCACCAUUGCGGUCUAUGGGCUAGGUCUGCUAGUAUAGGUUAGUGCCAUUCAGUUGUAUUUGAAUGAUCUGCGGCACCAGAUAACAGCCCAUGGAUAAGAGUGGUGCCAUUUUUGGGAAAAACACCCUUUUCUUUUAAUACUAAUUUUGGACACUGAUGCCAUAUUGCUGGGAUAUGCCAUCAAUGUCAGAUAGGUGUGGGUUCCACUCUAGGCCGCCCAAAGUGAACAGAGGGCAGCCACACAUGCGCGCCCACCCCUGUCCACUGCUAUGCGAGUCCAAAAUUAGCUGAGCGCGCUCGCUUGCCUAUUUUUAGAACUCCCAUAGCAGUGAAUAGAGCGCACUCUGUGCAUGUGCGGUGCGCUCGCCUUAACUUUGGGGGGUCUGUUCUUUGGACAGGUGUGGGCCCCACCUCUGGGACCUGCUCCUGCGUGACUGAUGGAAUAUGUCAGCGAUAUACCACCCCUGUCUCAGAUGGGAAUACCCCUUUAGGGUGCAGCUUCAUGGGGGCGCGUCUUGCGAGACAAAAAUCUGUGCGACUUGUCUGCAACUUGCUGUCGCAUGACUAUUGGCUGUGAAAACACAACCACGGCGCAGGCCACUUGUACGUGGCACACGACUUCCAUCAAAGUCAUUGGAUAAGAAGUCACGUGAGACACAAUGUCCAGCAUGCCUGUUGUGUCACAGACACAUUGCGACACCAUUGACAAUCAUUACAUGAAAUGUCGCCAUGUAGCCGCACCCUAAAGCACAAAUUGACGCAUUGUUGUCAGUAGUUCUUAGCAAUGCUGAUAUAUGAACUCCCCAAAGAUCACCCCAAAUAUUGGCUGCAGGCGCACGGUCUUAGCAUGCUGGCACUUUACCUCCGAGGCAGUCCUUGGCUUCUCUUCUUAGAUCUGAUCCUUCACUUCUUUUCUACCUCAGAUAUGUUCCUUUGUGGCAAUUUUUCUAAAACUUUUUUGCUUCUGUCUAGAAGAAGAAACCUGCAGAUUUCUUGCUUGUGAAUAUUUACUUAUUGUGCUUUUUAGGACAUUUUUCCGAGCUAUGCAUUUGUAGAUGUUCCGAAUGUGCAGUGAGCAUGUACGCAAGUAGCGCAGCCAUUUUUUUUAGCUCUUUGGAAAGCACUUAUUUCUUGAUGUUCCUAUUUCUAUAGAAAAUUCGUUUUUUUAACGUGUAAGAACUGAACACUUUUUGUAACAGAGACUGAGAAAUGUGAAGGGACAAUACUUCCCUGUUUCGUGUAUCCGUUUAGGUCUCUUCAUCCCUCUGACUUGUUUUCUGACUCUUUGGAUAUAUUCAUUAUUAUUUUAUCCCACGUUAUUCUUGGACGUGAAGUACAGUUUAUAGGGCAGGGGUUGGCAACCUCCAGCACUCCUAGAAUUCACUGCUAUGGGAGUUUGAAGAGCAGCCUAGUAAGUUUACAUGCUGGAAGUUGUAGUUUCACAACAGGUGGAGGUUGCUGGACCCCUGUUACAGGGGCUGGUGACAGUAACGCCUCCUGUUCUGCCUGAGCUUGAAUCAAUAUGGAAAAUGUAUCUUAAUGGUUUGCUAAUUUUGUAAAUGUAGGGAGUGUGUCCCU